AUGACGCCCGAUGCCUAUCGUCCACGAGACCCAUCCAUCGACUUCGCCGCAGAUAUAGAUCUUCUUGCUGGCCUUUGGCAGGAAGCGCCAUUCGCCCGUUUACCGUCCGAUGCACCCUCCGAAGUUAAAGCCGCUGUCCAAAGUCUUGAGAAUCCAACGCGCGUUUAUGCAAUACAUCAAGCCAGCCGCCGCCAUGGGUUCCAACUUCUCGUUGAGAGGUACAUCUUCCAACUGCGAUAUGGUUGUGAAAACGUCAAUUGUGCAACACCCACAUGUUUUACCUGCCGUCGCCGUCUAGCUAGCAAGGCGCCCAUACGAAGAUAUAAUACAACAAGUGCCCGGACGCUAGCAACAUACUUGGCAAGUCAGGAUGAUCCCGAGGAAGGCCUCUGUCCGUUUCUUCGUAAAAGCACGGAGCCGCCAACAACGAUUAACAACCUGAUAUUUUCAACGCGAUCUCCAUCGCCGUCGCAUCCUGAUGACAAGAGAGCAAACGUUGCCACGUCGCCCGGCGCACGCAAGAACCGAGCUUCUAGACCUCGUACAUCCUCAUCGUCCUCUCAGGAUUCAAUCCAUGGCAACAGACGUGCACCGCAUUCCACCGAUGGGUAUUCAGCCUCUCAGAUCCGUGUAAUUGAAGGGCCGGUGAACAAAGAUCAUCGAUCCUUCGCCGCGAAUCUCUUUGGCACUGUGACCUUCAAAAUGCUCGACUGGCUUACCCCCAAAGGUGUAGCAGCCAUAUCUGAGAAGCUUGGCAGUUUCGAAGCGUCUGAGUCAACCGCACCCGUGCUGGAUCAAGAUACUCUGCAAGAGUCAUCCAGUUUAACCAGCACAAACACUGACUUGGAAGUUCGCAAGGUUCUCCCUCAGGAGCCGAGUCCGCAAAAGCCAACAAAGGUGGCUGACCAGCCCCAAGAAACUGAUUGGGACGAGCCUCCCUUUCCCGCAAAGCCUCCUAGGAGCAGACACGACUCAACAAAUAAGCCACAAAAUAAUGCAAUAGCCAAACCCCGAAAAUGCUCUAUCGAUACUACCGACUUGACAAAAGGAGACGACGGAAGCAAAGCUGCCAGACUUCCCCAGAUGAACGGGCAUCUGCGUAACAAGUCAUUAAGACAUAAGAAUAACAAGCAUGCACCUAUCUCAAGUAUGCCAGAACUGCCGUCGAGACCAGGAUUCUUCGAAAAUGUCACAAAACCCCCGACAGAACCCGUGCUGUCAAAUCCGCCGCUGACUUUGCGGGAUGAUGUGGUGAACGAGACAAAGCUGAGAAGCGAUCAAAGUGACGGCCGUGCGAGGAACGACACGAAUCAAGAAAUACAAGACCAUGAAGCAGAGCCCAGGGCCGUCACAACUGACGAUCCUAACAGGAUGUUGCCCCAAGUUCUUCCAAAGCUUGAUGUCAAUCUUGUGGACCUCAUUUGCGACGUAUAUGAGGAAGAUGGUACUUCUGAGCCCUGCCUUCUCGCCGCUCACAGAACAACCUACCCGUAUCCUCAGCCUGUGGGUGAACGGGAGCAUUUGCGCCGUGACUCUACGCUUUCUAAAGCCUGGUCCAGAAAGCAAUGGUUACGCUUCAAUGAACAGACACUCUUUUUUAUUCUCACAGAUCCACAAGCUGUGGUGCAGUCUUUCACACAAGACCAGAAACUUUACGACUCGCAGACUCUUUGGUAUUGCUUCCAUCGAUUGAGUCGGGUCACUUCCAGUCUAGUCUUUCACAGCCUCUGGUUGGCUGCUGCACGUCUCUUCAUACCACCGCCCGAGCUGGAGUCAAAUACCUCCCCAAGACGAGCAAGUAGCACAAAGCCUCUUUGUGACUUAGACGCGGGCUAUCUCAUGUCCAUUUGUAUGCAUGCUUUAGUAGCUGCAACACCGGUGAUAUCGGAUUCAAGAACACUCUAUGAGUUGUCGCGCGUUCGCUCUAACGGUUUGACGCUUGCUGGCGGUAGUGCCAUAUCCCGACAACCCUCUUCGCGAUGCUUAGAUUACGACGACGCUUUCUCAAACGAUAUAGCCAUCAGGUUGGCUCGCAGGCUCUUUUGCGCGAUAACGGCUAGGCGUUGCUUUGUUGACAGAGUAUUUCCAGCAUCGCAAUUGGAGAAUUCCGAAAUGAAAGACGUCGAUAUCCUACGGCCCUUGGUCAACCAACUGGAUUUCCUCAGCACGGGCUCGGCAUCAAUACUUGAGUUCCCGCGAGAUGAACGCCUUCUGCAUGAGACUCGCGUUCCGACUGUUCUUCUGGAUUGGGCACGCACUGUUUUGUUAACUGACUGGGACGGCCGAGCUGAUUUUGCGAUGGACGGGCCUUUUGGAGGAGCAUUGUCGUUCAUUGAAACCCUACAUAAAUCAAGGAACCUCCUUCUGUUAGGCGACGUUCAGUUCCGAGUUGACUAUAUCUCAGAACGAUUGGAUUCGAUUGAGAUGCCCGUGGAAUGGUUGUCGUUCAAGUCGACUCGUUGGCGGCGACAUAUUCUUGACUACCCUUAUGUGUUCAGCCCUGAGACCUUGGUGUCUUUCUUCCGAUCCAUCAACUUUGCCCGAAUGAGUCGCAUGUUUGAAGAGUCGAGUUCUCUUAAGACGCGAAUGAAUGCCAUCGUCGAUCCUGGUAGUCUCAUCACUAAUCCACAUCACAAGAUGGUUCUACAAGACCUGUUAAGGACCGCAUCGUCUAAGUACUUAGUCCUGGAGGUUGGCAGAGAAAAUGUGGCCAGAGAUGCCUUCGAUCAAUUAUGGAGGCGUGAAAGAAGAGAGCUUCUACGCCCUCUCAAGGUGCACUUAGGUGAGAACAGUGGCGAGGAGGGUUUCGACUCUGGAGGUGUCCAGCAAGAGUUCUUCCGUUUGGCGAUUGCGGAAUGCUUAGACCCUGAAUUUGGGGCGUUCACCGUCGACGAGAGGACACGCAUGGCUUGGUUUACCCCAGGUUCAUUGACCGAAGACUGGAAAUUCGAACUUGUCGGGCUUCUAAUGUCGCUUGCGCUGUAUAACGGCUUGACACUACCAGUCACCUUUCCGAGAGCUCUAUACAGGAAAUUACUGGGUAAACCGGUUAAAGAACUUCACCACAUCGCCGAUGGGUGGCCAGACCUAGCGAGCGGGCUAACGACGUUGCUGGAAUGGGACGAAAAGAACGGCCUUGUCGAGGACGUCUUCGCCCGGACGUACGAGUUUUCAGUGUCUUCACUUGGUACAAUUACUACACGUGAGAUGCGUGCGGACAAAACUACGAAUUGGCCAAGCGCAGCCUCGGGCUCAACAGAGAUCAGACCACCUCACAUGGAUAACCCCGACGACGCUCCGCUUGUGACCAACAAGAAUCGUGAUGAUUAUAUCAUUGACUAUAUCCGUUACCUGACAGAUGUUUCAAUUCGGCGUCAGUAUCUUGCUUUCGAGCGUGGAUUUGCAUCUUGCUUGCACAAAAAGUCCCUCUCACUCUUGUGUCCGUCCACAUUGCAGUCCCUCGUCGAAGGAGAGCAGGAAAUCGACAUAGCCGAGCUCAAGCGUUAUACUCGCUAUGUGGGAUGGGAUACCUCCCACCGUACCAUCAAGGACUUCUGGUCUAUCGUCAAAAGGUACGACCAGGGCAUGAAGCAAAGGCUUCUAGAGUUUGUGACAUCAUCCGACCGUGUUCCAGUUGGUGGUAUGAAGAAUUUGCAGUUUGUGAUACAGAAGAAUGGUGAAGAAGACGGCACUGGCGGGCACUUACCCACAGCCUAUACUUGCUACGGCACAUUACUUUUACCCGAAUAUAGAGAUAAAGAGGUGUUACGGGAGCGUCUUGGGAUGGCAUUACAAAAUGCCCAGGGGUUUGGUUUCGCUUAA
Molecule: messenger RNA, 3822 nt
Organism: Fusarium coffeatum
Lineage: Eukaryota; Fungi; Ascomycota; Sordariomycetes; Hypocreales; Nectriaceae
Exons: 2
Coding region: 1-3822 (1273 amino acids)
Molecular function (GO): ubiquitin-protein transferase activity
Source: RefSeq, a predicted model, not a curated record